AUGAGUGGUGGCCCAGUUCCCUACGGACAAAAGUACACUGCCGCAUCCAGAGGCAUCUGGAACAAGAUUCGCGGUUGGCUUGCGAUGGUUCCCAACCGGUCUAGCGGUAACGCACUGGUUGGCUACUUCCGUAACCCCGCUCCUUACAACUUGCCUUCUUCAGCAGACGACCACACAGUCGGACAGAAGCCAGCCGCUGAUAUCGCAGAGAAUCCCUACUGGAAGCGGGACUAUCGCCGUAACUACCCCAAGACCUCGGUCUUCAACCAGAGUGCCAUCGCCGGUUUGCUCUCGUAUGGCUCUGUCGCCCAGCCCCGGAUUGCCAAGGGCGCUGAGGGUGCCAAGCAGCUCGCCACUGUUGCAAACAACGAAGUCUCGCUCAACACCGUGCUUGCCAACAAGGAGGUGCUCAAAGAAGUUUUCGAGUCAUCCGGUAUGCCUCCUCUUCCUCCGGCUAUGAAGAAAAAGACCUACCACAUCGUUACUGAUGUUGAGCAGCACGGCCAGUAUCCUUCUGACUAUCCCGUUCGCAUUUUUAACUAA
This is a messenger RNA of Wickerhamiella sorbophila, 543 nucleotides long. RefSeq names its product NADH-ubiquinone oxidoreductase 21 subunit. Bases 1 to 543 code for a protein of 180 amino acids. The record is from RefSeq and is a predicted model, not a curated record. Lineage: Eukaryota; Fungi; Ascomycota; Dipodascomycetes; Dipodascales; Trichomonascaceae. The transcript has a single exon.